AUGGAUCUUGAUUCUCUUGUUUGGUCAUCAUGCAUUUUGUCCACAAUUAAUGGCCUCGGCUUGGUCUACGGAGGAGAUCCCUUUGACUCGGGGCUUGUCUAUAGCAGUAGCCAGUUUUCGUCGUCUUCUGUGCCUCUUCUGUUGAAGUUGAACGGCAUCGUCCUCACAGUGCUAGGACCUGCUUUUGGAUAUCCAAUAGCAUCCUCUGCAGUUGGAGUACUUAAAGGGUUAUGGAGAAAUGACUUGCCGGGUCUAAAAGGAGACUGUCCUAAUUGUGGUGAAGAGGUUUUUGCGUUUGCGAGAGGUCGGAUCAAUCAAACUGAAGUCUGCGUCAGGGUUGGGUGGAAAAUGGGUAUACGGCAGGAUAUACCUUGUUUCACGGCCAAGAAGAGAUCGGCGUUCCAAGUUUACAUAGUUACUUCUGACCAAAAGAAGAACAUAAGUUUUGGGGACGCUUCUCAAUUUUGUUACGAAGGAUACUAG
This is a messenger RNA of Eruca vesicaria subsp. sativa (arugula), 483 nucleotides long. The record is from the annotation of a GenBank genome assembly. NCBI's taxonomy places the organism in Eukaryota, Viridiplantae, Streptophyta, Magnoliopsida, Brassicales, Brassicaceae.